Molecule: messenger RNA, 4221 nt
Organism: Plasmodium gallinaceum
Lineage: Eukaryota; Apicomplexa; Aconoidasida; Haemosporida; Plasmodiidae
Gene: ATG11
Product: autophagy-related protein 11, putative
Exons: 7
Coding region: 1-4221 (1406 amino acids)
Source: RefSeq, a predicted model, not a curated record
AUGAUUAAAUUAGCACAAGAUGAACAGAAUCCUAAUUCAGUAAAUGACAAAGAUAAAAAUAGUGACAUUUUAAUUAGUAAAAAAAAAAUUGAAGAUCUAAAAAAAAGUAUAGAAAAUUUAUUAAAUGAUGAAAGUUCUCAAUCUGACUUAAAUAAUAUAAAAAAAUCACUGAAGGAAUUAGAGUUAUAUUCAUUGAAUAAUAAUGAUAUAAAUGAUGUAUAUAAGAAAAACGGAAUAAAAAAUAAUCCAGAUAAUAAUAAGACAUUCGAAGAAUUAAAGAAUGAAUUAAUAAAACAAAAAAAUUUAAAUUCUUGCUUAUCACUAAAACUUAAAAGUAUUCAUAUUAAAUUAAAUAAUCUUUAUCUAAAAAAAAAUGAACUUGAAAAAAAUAUUAAUAAUAAAAUACAAGAUAUAGAACAGCAAUUUCUGAUUUUAAGCAAAGAAAUUAAUAGAACACCAGAUCAAGAAAAAUCUAAAAACCAAAAAAAAGAUAGCAAUACAAAUUUAGAAGACAAUGAAGGAAUAGUAUUACUGGAUGAAGUUGGUGAUAUUUUAAGUCCCGAUAGUAUAAAUAAUAAAAAUGGUGUAAACAGAAUUAUUAAUUUAAAAAAUGAAGAAAUUGAAAACUUAAAAAAUUUGUUGAUUGAAUAUGAAAAAAAUUUAGAAGUAUAUAAAGUAGGAAAAAUAAAAAUUGAUUUUGAAUUAAAAUCUUGCAAAAAAAAAUUAAAUGAGGAAAUAGAAAAAAAUAAUGAUUACAUGAACAAAAUAAAAUCUUAUGAAACGCAUAUAAAUAUUUUUAAAAGUGAAAAUAUAAAAAUUAUAGAAGAGUUAAAUUAUUUAAAAGCAGAUUUAGAUAAAUCUAGGAAUGAAAACGAUAAAAUUCAUCUGAAAAAUAAAAUAUUGAGUGAUGAAAAAAAUAGUUUAAGUGAGAUAAAUGAUGAUUUAAAAAAGGAAAUAAAAAAUAUGAAGUCAAUUUUAAAUGAUUCAAAAAAUAAAGAACAUAUUUUUAGUAGUUUUAUAGAAAAAAUUAGUAAUAUUAUAUUAUAUUUAAAAAAUAAUGAUGAGUAUAACUUUCUUAAUGAUCAUUUUAAUAAACUAGAUUUCGACAAUGAACAAAUAAUUGUACAAACGGAAUUAUAUAUAGAUAUCAUAUCUUCAUCGAUAAAACGAUUAAUCAAUAUAAAAAAAGGAUUUCAAGAAAAAAAUAAUGAAUUAGAAACAAUUAAGAAUGAACUUAGCUCAUUAAAAAAUGAAUAUUUGAAAAAAAGUAAAAAUUAUGAAGAAAUUAAAUUAAAAAUGGAUCAUUUAAAAUUUAUCGAACAGAACAAUUUAAAGAUAAAUAAUGAAAAAGAAAAUUAUGAAAAGAUUCUGAACGAAUUAAGGGAAAAAUUAGAUAAGGAAGAAAAAGAAAAAUUAGAAUUAAGAGAAAAAGACAAUAUCAAUUUAUAUAAAAUUAAAGAUUUCGAAAAAAAAGAAAUCAAUUUACUAAAUGAAAUUAAUAAAUUAAAAAAUUUUAUAGAUAAAAAGAGAAUGGAUUUUGAAAAAGAUAGUCAAAUUAAUAUUAUAAAAUUUGAAGAUUUGAAAAACAAAAAUAAAGAGUUAUUAAAAAAUUUAAGUGAAAUAAAUAAUGAAAAAGAAAAUUGUGAAAAAAUUAUGAACGAAUUAAGGGAAAAAUUAGAUAAGGAAGAAAAAGAAAAAUUAGAAUUAAGAGAAAAAGACAAUUUCAAUUUAUAUAAAAUUAAAAAUUUUCAAAAAAAAGAAGUCAAUUUACUCAAUGAAAUGAAUAAAUUAAAAAAUUUUAUACAAGAAAAUAAAACAAAUUAUGAAAAAGCAAAUGAGAUCAAUAAAAAGAAAUUAGAAGGUAUGAAAAAAAAGAAUAGAGAAUUAAUAAAAAAUUUAAGUGAAAUAAGUAAUGAAUUAAAAAAAUGUGUUAAUGAAGUUCAAAAUGUUAGUGAAAACAUGAAAACGGUAGAAAAAGAAAAAGAAAGUGUUACAUGUGAGUUAAAUACAUUAAAGAUAAAGAAUGAGAAGUUAAAAAAUGAAUUAGAAAAAAUAGAAAAAAAAAAUAAAUUAUUUAAAUUAAAAGCUUAUGAAUCUAACAGCAACAUUUCCGAUCUAAAUAACAAAUUAAAUGACAUAAAUAUUAAAUAUGAUAAAGUUGUAGAAAACUUUAACAAUACAAAAAAACAAUAUAAAGAAGAACUAAAAAAAAAAAUUGAUCAUAUAGUGGUACUAAAAAAAAAUUCAGAUUAUUUAAAAAAGGAAUUAGAAAAAAAAAAUGAAGAAAUAAAAUCAAAUUUAGAAAAAAUAAAAAACAUUGAAUUAAAAUUAUCUUUAUAUACAGAAAAAAAUGAAAAACUAAAUGAAGAAAUUAAAAAGCGUAAUUCCUUUAUAAAAGAUAAAGAUAAGAAAAUAAACCUUUUAACAAACAUAGAAAAUGAUUUAUUAAAAAAAGAAGAAAUUAAUAAUAGAAUAUUGAUAGAAAAAAAAAAUACGAUAAAAAGUAAUGUAGUAGAGUUACAAUUUUUAAAAGAAGAAAAUAACAAAUUAAAUGAUAUAAUAAAAAAAUUAAAAAGUCAAUUAAUAAAAGGAGAACUUGAUAGUAGAACAAUUAAUAAAGAAAUAGAAAUUUACAAAAAUGAAAAAAAUUAUAUAUUAUUAAAUUUAGAGAAUAAAUUGUCAGAAAAAGAAAAGUGUAUCAAAAGUAUGAAGGAAGAAUUAAUAAAUAUACAAAAAAAACUAGAUGAAAAGCUAGAUACAAAAUAUGAACUGAAAAUAUUAAAUGAUAAAGUAGGAGAAUUAUCAAAAAUAAACAAUAAUUAUGAAAUGAAAAUUGCUGAUUUAAAUAAUGAAUUAGAUAGAAUUAAUAAAAGAUUAAAAGAUGAAGAAUUUUUAAAAGAAGAAGAAAAAAGAAAAAAUAUAAAUAUAACAUAUAUGUUAAAGGAGUAUGAGUUGAAGAUGAAAGAAAAGGAAAAUAUGAUAGAAUCAUUAAAAAAAAGUGAAAAAAACAUGGAAGAGCUAAAACAUGAAGAAAAGUUUGAAAACGAAAAAAGAUUAAGAAACAAAUAUGAAGAAGAAAAAAAAAACAUAAUAGAAGAAUAUAAUAGAAAAAUGCAACAAGAAAAAGAAAAAUAUGAAGAAAAAAUAAAUUCAACAAAUGAAAAGUAUAAAAAUAUGAUUGAAGAGAUACAAGAAGAAAAUAAAAAAGAAAUAAAAAAAAUGCAAAAUAUGUAUGACAUUAAUAUUCAAUCUCAGUUAUUAAUAAAAGAAAAUGAGAAGCAUAUGCAAAAUAAAAUUGAUGAAUAUAGUAAAUUAUUAAAAGAAAAAGACGAAGAAAUCAAAACAAUUAUUCAGGAAUUCGAUGAAAAAAUGCAGAACCAAAAUAAAGAAAUGGAAAACUUAAUAAACGAAUGUGAAGAUAAAUUAAAAAAAGCCAGAAUAAAUAAGAGGUCAAGUAGUAAUAAUAGUAGCACAUUCAUCACUAAUGAAAAUUUAAAGGAAAAAGAAAAAAAAAUAGAAGAACUAUUAAAUGAAUUAUCAAUAAGUAAACAGGAGAUAGACAAAUUAGUAGAAAAAAAUAAUAUCUUAGAAGAAUCCAACUUAAAAUUAUCAAAUGAUACUAAUAAUUUAACAGAAGAGAAUAAAAAAUUAAAAGAGCAAUUAGAAAGUGCCUCAUUAAGUAUUCAGCAAAUGGAAUUAAAUAAAGAUUUACAAAAUGAAAAUCAUUUAAAGGAAGAACUAAGCAUACCAAAAGAAGAAAACAAAAAAAUAAAAAAUAUAGAAAUGAUACAAAAUACAGAAGUAGAUAAUGAAACAGAGAAUAUAAAAAAGAAAAAAAAGAAGAAAAAAGAUAAGCAUAUUAUUAAAGAUGAAGAAAAUGAAACAUUAAAAUUAUCAUUAGAUAUAUUAAAAGAAGAAUAUAAUUUACAAAUUGAAGAAUUAAAUAAUACAAAAAGAAAUUACUUGGAAUAUUUAAAAUCCUUAAAAAGCAAAUUAGAUGAAAUUAUAGAUAGAAUAAAAACAAAGGAUGAUGCAUUAUUAAAUGAUACUUUUAACAAAAUUAAUUUAGCUAUCUCUUCAUGGAAUAUAUUUAAUGAAGAAAAGAAAGUUGAAGAAAAUGAAAUUAUAGAAAAGGAAGAAUCUUCUAAUAAUGAAGAUUUUGAAACAUUUAAAAAUGAAAUUACUGAAAAAGUUGAAUUAAUUCAAAAAUUAAUUGGAUAG